AUGACUGGGGUCGGACCCGUGCUGCGAUUCUGCCCAGAGAGCAACGACCUGCUGUACCCUCGCGAGGACAAGGAGCGCAAGAAGCUCGUCUACUUUUGCCGCUCCUGCCAAUACCAGGAGGACGCGGACCCCAAGGAGUGGUGCGUGUACCGCAACGAGGUGCAGCACACGUCGCGGGAGAAGUCGGUGGUGCUGCAGGAUGUGCGGUCGGACCCCACGCUGCCGCGCACCCGCGACGUGCGCUGCCCAGAGUGCGCCAACAACGAGGCCGUCUUCUUCACCUCCAGCACGGAGGAGGGCAUGACGCUCUACUUCUCCUGCUGCUCCUGCGGCCACCGCUGGCGGGACUACGUCUGA
Molecule: messenger RNA, 357 nt
Organism: Chlorella variabilis
Lineage: Eukaryota; Viridiplantae; Chlorophyta; Trebouxiophyceae; Chlorellales; Chlorellaceae
Exons: 2
Coding region: 1-357 (118 amino acids)
Biological process (GO): maintenance of transcriptional fidelity during transcription elongation by RNA polymerase II; transcription-coupled nucleotide-excision repair; transcription initiation at RNA polymerase II promoter
Cellular component (GO): RNA polymerase II, core complex
Molecular function (GO): nucleic acid binding; DNA-directed RNA polymerase activity; zinc ion binding
Source: RefSeq, a predicted model, not a curated record